AUGGCUUCUAUUCUUUACACACUCAAUUUUGCUAUUUGUGUUAUUCUUAUUAUUACUUUAAUAUUAUUAUUAAUUCCUAUUCCCAAUAUUGUUAAAAAACAAAUCCUUAAUUUAAGUCAUUGGAUUAUUAAGAAAAGAAUAUUUUCAAUUACUUUAUUAGUCAUUGUUUUUAUUCUUUUUGUUGAUGCAUUUUCUAGAAUGAAACAUUACGAAGGAAUUAAACAAUCAUUAGCAUUUGAUGCUCCAAUUAAUACACGUAUUUCAACAUAUUCAGAAUUAUUUAGAAGUCAAAGAAAUACUUACAUUACAUUUUUCAAUUUAUUCCUUGUUUUAGUUAAUUGGAGAGUUGGAGCUAUGGUUCGUAAAGUAAUUAAUUAA
Molecule: messenger RNA, 378 nt
Organism: Entamoeba dispar SAW760
Lineage: Eukaryota; Evosea; Mastigamoebida; Endamoebidae
Exons: 2
Coding region: 1-378 (125 amino acids)
Biological process (GO): endoplasmic reticulum to Golgi vesicle-mediated transport; intracellular protein transport
Cellular component (GO): endoplasmic reticulum membrane; endoplasmic reticulum
Source: RefSeq, a predicted model, not a curated record